Syngnathus acus (greater pipefish) is the source of this 2557-nucleotide messenger RNA. Its product is annotated as nuclear factor of activated T-cells, cytoplasmic 3-like. NCBI's taxonomy places the organism in Eukaryota, Metazoa, Chordata, Actinopteri, Syngnathiformes, Syngnathidae. The transcript is spliced from 11 exons. The record is from RefSeq and is a predicted model, not a curated record. Bases 34 to 2400 code for a protein of 788 amino acids. Gene Ontology annotation, biological process: calcineurin-NFAT signaling cascade; cytokine production; regulation of transcription by RNA polymerase II. Gene Ontology annotation, molecular function: transcription factor binding; DNA-binding transcription factor activity, RNA polymerase II-specific; RNA polymerase II cis-regulatory region sequence-specific DNA binding. Gene Ontology annotation, cellular component: transcription regulator complex.
GAACGCGGCAGCAGAUCAGCGCGAGGAGUGCAAAUGUACUCUUGCUGGUGUUUGACCAACAGCACCAAACAGCAGCCCAACAAGUCAGUCAGUCAGUCCGUCAGUCAGUCAGUCCGUUGGCCAUCUCCUCCGACCUCCAAAUGUAGCCAUCAUCUCAACAAAGUUGGCCUUGAAGGCUGCAGAUGCCCACGAGCAAGCGAGACAGGCGACAGCGACGACAGGCAAACUUUUCUUUCAUUCUUCUGGAGCACACGUCUUUUGGUUACUAUGUCCUCCGCAAAGUGUGCGGAGGAGGAGCUGGACUUUGCUCUCAUCUUCGAGGAGGACAGUGGACAAGGUGAAGGUCUCAGUCAUCACGUGACCACACCUCCGUGGCCCAUGCGGGCCGCUCCCCCCUGCAGGCAAUACGCACUGCCGGAUGAUGGCGCCCGGGGGAGCUCGCCGGCGUUGCACUGUCCCAGCAUCCAGAUCACCGCCAUCGCGGCCAACGACGACGGCGGCGGCAGCGGCCGGCAGUGCGCAGAGAGCGGCUACGUGGAGGCGGCUUGGCCCAGAGACCAGCUGUACCUCCCUUUGGACCCGUGCUACCGUGACGCCCCCUUCUGUCCCAGCCCCUGCAGCAGCCUGUCGUCCCGCAGCUGGGUGUCGGACCUGUCGUCCUGCGACUCGUUGUCUCACGCCGUCGAUAAGGACGCCGUCGAGGAUCUGCGCGAUGCCGCCCUGCUGCUGGCGCUGGGCUCCUCGGGAGGCGGAGCUGGAGGAGGAGGAGGCGGCGGAGCCUUUGGCGUGGAGCUGUGGCAGCAGAAGUACCAGGACCCGGCGCUGUCGCCUCACCAAUCUCCCCAGCACUCGCCUCGCGCCAGCGUCACCGAGGACACGUGGACGAGCCGCUGCCCUUCCUCCAGACUGACCGCCCGCCCAGCGUCUCCGUGCGGGAAGCGCCGGCACGCAGAGGCCGACGCCUUUUCCCGCUCACCUUCCCCUCAGCGCUGGUCUUUGGACGACGCCUGGGCGGGACCCUCCGGCCACUCCCUCCAUGAGCUGGACGUCCCACCUAAGACCAGAAGGACAUUGGGGACGCAGCUGGUGGGAGAUUCGCCGCUUGAGGAAGUCCCCGACAUCGAGGCGCCGCCACCGGGAGAGGAGUCACGUGACGGCGGCGACUUGACCGAACUCUUCCUGCGGGUUCCCGCCGCCCACUUCAGCUGGACUGCCCCCGGAGCCGCGCCUCUUUUCAGAGCGUCGUCACCGCCCCCUCUGGACUUUCCUCUCCCGAGCGGCUUCGGGCCCAACCGGCUGAGCGUGGAGGCGGAGCCCCGGCCGUGCCACCGCGCCCACUACGAGACGGAGGGCAGCCGAGGCGCCGUCAAGGCCGGCGACGGAGGACACCCCAGAGUCAAGCUGAGCGGUCCGUGCUGGCGUCCCCCCGCCGGCCUGUUGCUGUUCAUGGGCACAGCGGACGAGCGCCGCCCCCUCCGGCCGCACGCCUUCUACCAAGUCCACCGCGUGACGGGCAAGACGGUGAGCACGCCUUGUCGGGAGAGGACGCUGAACGGGACCACAGUCCUGGAGAUCCCACUGACGCCCGACAUGAGGGCCACCAUCGACUGCGCCGGAAUCUUGAAGCUGCGCAACGCCGACAUCGAGCUGAAAAACGGCGACGCGGGCAGGAAGAACACGCGGCUGCGCCUGGCCUUCCGGGUGGCCGUGCCGCAGUCGGACGGACGGACGCUGUGGCUCCAGACGGCCUCGCGGCCCAUCGAGUGCUCGCAGCGUUCGGGUCAGGACUUUCCUCGCGUGGAGCGCUUUGCGCCCACCUGCUGCCGGCGGGAAGGAGGACAGCGGCUGCUCAUCAUUGGCUCCAACUUGUCCUCUCGCUCCAGGGUGGUCUUCCUGGAGAAAAGUCACGAUGGGCGUGUCCUUUGGGAGACAGACGCCACAGGCGUGCUUGAAGCCAGCAGCAACUCCAGCCUGACGGUGGUGGUUCCGGCCUACGGGCGCGACGCCGGCCUUCCGGCGCACGUGCUCUUCUACGUGUCCAACGGCAAAAGAAGGCGAAGCGCUCAGCAGAGCUUCACGUAUCUGCCAGGGGUCGUCCCUAACGCGCUGCCCCUCCCCACCCCCCUCCUCAAGCAGGAGCCCCGGGAGGCGGGGCCGCCUUCCUGCCGCGGCGACGAGCAGGUGUGGCACGAAAGGUGGGCGCGGGGCAGCGGGACAGACAUCCAACGGGAAACGGAGGACAUCCUCGCGUCAGCGUCUCAGCUCCAGGAAAUCACGCUGGACGAUGUCAACGAGAUCAUCGGCAGAGACGCGUGCGGUCUGAGCGGCGCCGACCCGCCGGACCCGGACGGCCAGAGCGACUGCAAUGAUGCCACCUUCCCCUUCUGCUAUGAUAGCUAGCCUAGCCUAGCUAAGCUAGGGGAAUUUUCGCUAGUGUGCUUAUUUUGGAGUCUACAGCUAAUGCUGGUUUUAGUUGACAGGAUGCGCAAAGCAUGUAAGACACCAACAAUUUACAUUUCUUUCUAUUGAUUUAAUUCAAAUAGCAUGGACGCCAACU